Molecule: messenger RNA, 1457 nt
Organism: Corylus avellana
Lineage: Eukaryota; Viridiplantae; Streptophyta; Magnoliopsida; Fagales; Betulaceae
Source: RefSeq, a predicted model, not a curated record
GCCGUUGUACCUUGGAAAACUCCCUCUCUCUCUCUCUCUCUCUCUCUCUCUUCUCUCUGCGUCCAAACCCAGAGGACGAAGAAAACGUUCCACUUUUUGCUGUCAGCUUCGGGAUCAUAUAUCAUCAGCUAAGAAAACCCAUUUUGAGCUUUGAAUAUCCCUUUCCCAGAUCAGAUUUUGGUACUUGAGCGUCGAGAAAAUGAAGGGAAUUAUGAAGGGAAAGUUAUUGAAGAAGCUCAAAUCGAUUAGACCCAUUGGGUAUCUGAAACCAGAUCGAAUUCUUCAAGCAUAUGCAGUGUCAGAUGGGUAUGUUGAGUCUCAUUCGGAGAAUCAAAGCCCCAAGGCUCAGACCGAGUUGAUUUGCAAAGAAAUGGGGCCAAAGAAGGUCGUACAGAGCGGUGUGGUAGUGGAAGAGCCAGAGGUUGUCGAUGUGGCGGAGCUUAUGAGAGGUCUUGAAGACGAAGAUACAGAUUUCGAUGAAGAUAUUGAAAACAAAGAGAACAUCGGGCCACCGAAAUCGGAGAAUUCGUUGAGAUCGGAGCCCGAAUUUCGGCAGAACAGAGCAUCGGAAGCAUCGGAAUCUAGGCCUGGUGAUUGUAGACAAAACCCAUUGUCGGAGAUUGACAUCUCGUCUUUCCGGCGGCCGGAAUUGAACUCCGGAAGCCUCUUCGACCCGAACCUACUCGCCGCCUUUGAGCAAGCGGUGAAAGAGCAUGUGCGAAUCAGUGAAGCAGAGAGAAGAGCCAGAACAGAGCAAGAGAGCCUUGCACAACAGAACGAGGAAGAAGAGCCGCCAUCGAAAGCACGUCGUGUUGACGAUGAGGACGACCUCAACGAAGACCCUCUCUUCGGCUUCGAAGAGAAGUGCCCGCCGGGAGGCGCUGAUUCUGUAAUUCUCUACACGACGACGCUGCGAGGGAUAAGGAAGACUUUCGAGCAGUGUAAUAGCAUUCGAUUUCUUUUGGAGAGCUUCCGGGUUCUGUUUUUCGAGAGAGACGUGUCGAUGCACAUGGAGUUCAAGGACGAGAUGUGGAGGGUUUUAGAUGGAAAAGUAAAACCACUUCCGCCGAGGCUCUUCAUAAAGGGGAGAUACAUCGGCGGAGCAGAGGAGGUUUUGGUGCUCCACGAGCAAGGGAAGCUCCGGCCGCUCUUUCAUGGGGUUCCGACGGAUCUGUCCAACGGCGCCUGCGAAGGGUGUGCCGGAGUUAGGUUUGUGCUCUGUUUCAACUGCAAUGGAAGCCACAGAGUGGUUGCCGAUGAUGGAAAGUCAAAUCAGUGCGAGGUGUGCAAUGAAAAUGGGUUAAUUUUAUGCCCCUAUUGCUGCUGAACAUUCAUCAAAAGACUGUUAUUUCUUGUGUAUUUAUAUUACUUCAUUUUGUAAUUUCUUUUUCUUUCAAUUCUUUUGUGAUGCUUGGAGUUUUGGAAUAUAUAUAUAUACAUAUAAACAUUCUUUAACA